Acanthamoeba castellanii str. Neff is the source of this 615-nucleotide messenger RNA. RefSeq names its product copii-coated vesicle membrane protein P24, putative. The transcript has 4 exons. Bases 1 to 615 code for a protein of 204 amino acids. Gene Ontology annotation, cellular component: endoplasmic reticulum-Golgi intermediate compartment; COPII-coated ER to Golgi transport vesicle; Golgi apparatus. Gene Ontology annotation, biological process: intracellular protein transport; endoplasmic reticulum to Golgi vesicle-mediated transport; Golgi organization. The record is from RefSeq and is a predicted model, not a curated record. NCBI's taxonomy places the organism in Eukaryota, Discosea, Longamoebia, Acanthamoebidae.
AUGAAGGCAACAAAGAUUUAUUGUGUGGCUGCGCUAGCACUUGUGGCCCUCCUUUUGGCGCUGCCCACUGCCCGGGGCUUCACAUUUGAAGUGGAGGCGCACAAGGUGGAGUGCUUCUACGAGAGCGUGCCCAUCGGCGCCCCUGUCAACAUCCGCUACCAGGUCAUCAAGGGUGGUUUUCUGGAUGUGGACGUGAACAUGUACGACCCGAACCGUAGGCUGAUCUACGAGGCCGAGCGCGAGACCGAGGGCAGCUUCGCCUUCUCGGCCGAGAGCAACGGCGACUACCAGAUUUGCUUCAGCAACCGCAUGUCGACACUCACCCCCAAGACUGUCAGCAUGUUCGUCAUCGUGGGCAAGGCCCCCAAGAAGGGCGCCAACGCCGCGCUCGAGCCGCUCGAGGCCGAGAUCCGCCAGAUCUCCCAGGGCGUCGAGGAACUUAAGAACGGACAGAACUACCUGAAGAAUCGCGAGAUGGCGAGCAGGGACACGUCGGAGAGCACCAACGGGCGGGUGCUGAUGUUCAGCGUGGUGGAGGCCCUGGCCCUGAUCGCCGUCAGCGCCUACCAGAUCCACUCCCUCAAGAGCUUCUUCGAGGUCAAGCGCACCAUCUGA